Messenger RNA from Microthlaspi erraticum, 1155 nucleotides. The record is from the annotation of a GenBank genome assembly. NCBI's taxonomy places the organism in Eukaryota, Viridiplantae, Streptophyta, Magnoliopsida, Brassicales, Brassicaceae.
AUGGCGUCCGAGAAUCUGAAUGAUAAGAUCUCCGUCUUUAAGAAGCUCAAAUCCAAAUCGGAUAAUAAGAUUUGUUUCGAUUGCAACGCGAAGAGCCCAACAUGGGCCUCCGUGACCUACGGGAUCUUUCUCUGCAUCGAUUGCUCCGCUGUUCAUCGGAGUCUCGGCGUACACAUCAGCUUCGUCAGGUCAACGAAUUUAGACUCGUGGAGCCCCGAGCAGCUGAAGACGAUGAUCUAUGGAGGAAACAGCAAGGCGCAAAUGUUCUUCAAGCAGCAUGGAUGGAGCCAAGGAGAUAAAACCGAGUCCAAGUACACAUCGAGAGCCGCUGAGUUGUAUAAACAGAAUCUCUCCAAACAAGUCGCUAAGAGCAUCGCCGAGGAAUCGGAUCUACCUCCAUCGCCUGAUUCUACUAAUCAAGCAACACAAGUGAAGCCCAAUGGGCUCUCAAGCAUCAAAACCAGUGAAGAAGCUCAGCAAGAAAAGCCUCAAGAAGUCCCCGUUUCACCAAGAGUUUCUCGGAGCAGCGUUGUUUCUAAGAAACCUCUUGGUGCCAAGAAGACUGGCAAAACUGGUGGACUUGGCGCCAAGAAGCUAACUGCUAAGUCAAGCGAGACUCUUUAUGAUCAAAAGCCAGAGGAGGUUCUUGUUGUAACAGCGACUUCUCCAUCAUCAGCGAGGUCGUCGUUUUCGUCUCGCUUUGAUUACGUUGACAGUGUUCAAACGAGAGAGCUCAGCAACAGCCCUAAAGUGUUUGGUCAUGUAGCUCCACCGAGAUCAACAGGCUUCUUCGAUGAGUUCGACAUGUACGGAGGCGACUUUCAGAAGAAACCAACCACAAGUUCCUCAAAAGUUCAAGAAACAGAUGAAGCACGGAAGAAAUUCACAAACGCGAAAUCAAUCUCCUCUGCUCAGUACUUUGGAAAUGAUAACAGCUACGCGGAUCUUGAGGCUAAAACUUCUUUAAAGAAGUUCUCCGGUUCAACAGCAAUCUCUAGUGCUGAUCUGUUUGGAGACGGUGACGGAGAUUUUCCUAUGGAUCUCAACGCCGGUGAUCUUAUCAACCGCCUCUCUCUCCAGGCUCAGCAAGACAUGUCGUCGCUGAAGAACAUGGCAGAGGAGACAAAGAAGAAGCUCAGCAACUUAUGGGUCUAA